CAACCAUUCAUAGAGUCUGCAGAAGAAGAAAAUCUGGGUGCUGACAGCAGAGCUGAGAGCAAAACAGAUUAUUAUUGCUGAAUUAUCCUCAGUCCCGCUGUCUUGAAUAUUUUAUUAUAUAUAUAUCUUAUAUUUAUUCCUAGCCAUGGAGUUGUCGGAAAUACUGUACAAUAAAGCAGAGUACAUUGAGACGGCCUCUGGCAACAAAGUGAGCAGACAGUCAGUGCUGUGUGGGAGUCAAAACAUCGUACUCAAUGGCAAAACUAUUGUCAUGAAUGACUGCAUCAUCAGAGGAGACCUGGCUAAUGUCAGGGUGGGCAGACACUGUGUGGUGAAGAGCCGGAGCGUCAUUCGACCACCUUUCAAAAAGUUUAGCAAAGGAGUGGCGUUUUUCCCGCUGCACAUCGGAGACCACGUCUUCAUCGAGGAGGACUGCGUGGUCAACGCAGCACAGAUUGGUUCCUACGUCCACAUUGGCAAGAACUGUGUCAUAGGUCGUCGCUGUGUGCUGAAGGACUGCUGCAAGAUCUUAGACAACACCGUGCUCCCUCCUGAGACCGUGGUGCCGCCUUUUACGGUCUUCUCUGGAUGCCCAGGUCUGUUUUCAGGAGAGCUCCCAGAGUGCACGCAGGACCUGAUGAUUGAUGUAACCAAGAGUUACUACCAGAAGUUCUUGCCUCUCAGCCAGAUCUGAGUCCUGCCCCCAAAACCGUCAGCAGGAUCCACACCCUUUCCAACCAGUUCCAGGUCAGGGUUGGGGUCGCUCAUCAGAAGUGGACUCUGAGAGCUCACCUUCUAUCCUUCACUUCCCAGAGACCCUGAGUUUCUCAGCCCAAGGACAAACAUUUGGUCCUAUUACGAACCCUUAUAUGAUUCUAGUUUUUGAGUAUGAGAAAAGCACAUAAGGAAUCAAAUGUGAUAUAGCUGCAGAAGGCACUUUUGUAUGUCUGCAGCUCCAAAUUGCAAUGAAAGUCUUUACUAAACUGCAAACAGAAUGAUCAUGUUUACCAUCCCAGCCGAUCUGAGAUGCCUUCUAGGGGCACGGAUAAAAACCGUCAAUCUACAGGUGUUAAGUUUUAGAUAUUUCUUUCUGAUGAACCUAAUCAAGUAUGUUCAUGUAGUGUGAUGAUUUAUCCUGGUCAGUGUGCUGUGGAGAAACUCAAGUACCUCUGUGUGGCUGCUGCAAGUACUCUCUGACAGCAGCUGUAGGUGAAGAUGAGAAAGUGAAGGAGCUAUGAAAGGAAGGUGAAGGGUGGAGCUGUGUAAACAGCAUGGACCAAAACAAUAGCAACAACAGUUGUGAUUAAGGAUGUUGCUUGUAUAUGUUUGUUAUUCAUGUCCAUAUUUCAUUUGGGGAAGCGGAGCAGCACACUCCUAUCAGCAAAUUGUGAAAGGUAUUCUGUUGUUUUAAUCUCUGUCAUUUUAUUUCUAAUGUUAAAGAACCCGUUUGCUUUCUCCUUAACUUAAUUUCAUUAUGUUUCAAAUUAUCAAACUGCAAUGUUAAUUUGAAUAUGUUACAGUUUUUUCCGAUUGCUAAACGACAGUGGGCACAACUGGAGUCACAUGUGCAAAACUCAAACUACAGUCUGCACUACCUACAGUCACCUGAGCU
This is a messenger RNA of Perca fluviatilis (European perch), 1612 nucleotides long. RefSeq names its product dynactin 5 (gene dctn5). The record is from RefSeq and is a predicted model, not a curated record. The transcript has 6 exons. Lineage: Eukaryota; Metazoa; Chordata; Actinopteri; Perciformes; Percidae. The coding region runs from base 146 to 694 and encodes 182 amino acids.